Raphanus sativus (radish) is the source of this 1548-nucleotide messenger RNA. RefSeq names its product ETHYLENE INSENSITIVE 3-like 2 protein. The coding region runs from base 16 to 1548 and encodes 510 amino acids. Gene Ontology annotation, molecular function: DNA-binding transcription factor activity; DNA binding. The transcript has a single exon. The record is from RefSeq and is a predicted model, not a curated record. Lineage: Eukaryota; Viridiplantae; Streptophyta; Magnoliopsida; Brassicales; Brassicaceae. Gene Ontology annotation, cellular component: nucleus.
AUAUCCUAUUGAAAAAUGUUUAACAACAAUACAGAGAUGUUCUGCGGUUUAGUAUCUAACCCGGAGCGAGAUGUCUGCCCUGCUUCCCUCACCGCUCUGUGUGACGACCAAGAAAUGGAAAUAGAAGAGCUUGAGAGGAAGAUCUGGAAAGACAAGCAGCGUCUAAAGCAGCUCAAGGAGAUGUGCAAGAACGGGUUAGGUAAAAGAUUGUCGAAGCAGCCUGAGGACUCGAAUAAGAGAAUGAUGUACCAGGCACAAGAUGGGAUCCUGAAGUACAUGUCUAAGGCCAUAGAGCGUUGUAAUGCUCAAGGUUUCGUUUACGGGGUGGUAUUUGAGAACGGGAAAACUGUAACGGGGUCUUCUGAUAACCUCCGUGAGUGGUGGAAAGACAGAGUGAGGUUUGAUAGGAACGGACCAGCUGCUAUCUUGAAGCACCAAAGGCAGAUCAAUCUCUCCUCUUAUGGAAGUGAGAUAGAGCCUGUGGGUGGUGGGGAGAGUACAGCCCAUAAGUUGCUUGAGCUACAAGAUACAACUCUUGGAGCUCUUUUAUCCGCUUUGAUGCCUCACUGCAAGCCUCCUCAGAGACGUUAUCCGUUGGAGAGAGGUGUGCCUCCACCUUGGUGGCCAACGGGAGAAGAAGAUUGGUGGAAUGAUUUGCCUUUGCCGGUAGAUUGUCGCGGACUUCCUCCUCAUUACAAGAAGCCUCAUGACCUCAAGAAGGUGUUGAAAGUUGGUGUUUUGAUUGCUAUAAUCAAACAUAUGGCUUCAGAUAUUGAAAGCAUACCUAAGCUGGUGAGACGGUCUAGAAGUUUGCAGGAGAAGAUGACUUCAAGGGAAGGAGCCUUAUGGCUAGCUGCUCUUAACCGAGAAAAGAGCAAUGUUGAUCCAAGUCAGUACCCUCCUCUAACCUUCUCCGGAGAAAGCAACUCUAAUGUUCUAGGAGCGAGUGCCGAGACCGAUGUUCUGUUUCAUGAAUCUGCUGAUUAUGAUGUUAAAGAACCUUAUCAUCAGCAUGUUCCUGAAGUUGGCAACAACUAUGUUAACAACAAGAGGAAGUUUGAAGGAGAGUUAGGGUUAUUAUUUAAUCCAAGAACAAACCUAACUUGUGAAAACAGUUACUGUCCUUAUAGCCAACCGCACAUGGGAUUCCAAGACAAGGUCUUAAGAGAGAAUCACCAAAUGACUUGUCCUUAUAAAGCCAUUUCCUUUUACCAACCCAAUAAACCAUUAGGUAUCCCCCUCAGUUUCAUGACUCCUUACCAAGUGGAAAUGCAACAGCAGCAACAAGUUCAGAACAUUCAAGACCAGUUUAACCUAUCAAACACUCUCUACAGACCAACAGCAGCAGAAAGAGGAGAUAACAACAAUGACUAUCUCUCUGAUCACCAGUUUGGUUUGGUUGACAAUUCGUGUCCUUCUACUUCGGUGAUGAAUCAUAAUCAUGGUCUAGUCUUACCUGCUAACUUCAAUGGUGAUGCGGAAACAGUAGGGAUGGAGAACAAUCAGCAGAAUCAACAGGAAGGCUUGCCCAUGCCUUGGAUUGAAUGA